UUCUGCCUCCUCUCCUUGGCUUCUUCCACCACCACCACUCCUCCACCCUCCACCGCCCUCACGGCCUCCCAAGUCCUCAAAACCCGCGGCUACCACCUGUUCGGAUCCCUUAUCGCCUCUGCCGCCGCCAGUACCGACUCUUGGAAUGGUACCGGCACCGUCUUCGCCCCACCCGACUUCGCAUUCUCCUCCACCACCGCCAAAUUUAACAACUAUGGCCGCUCUCCGCCUCCCCGCCCCUCCAUCUCCCUCCUCCUCUCCCACACCCUCAAACAACCCCUCACCUGGAACAACCUCACCGCCUUCGCCGACGCCCACGAACUCCGUACCUGGAAAACCAAUCGCUGCCUCUUCGUCUCCAAGGGCUUCAACGGCGAUCUCGCCCUCGCCGGAUCCAAGAAACCAAUCUCCGCCGUCCAAAUCCGCCAGCCUGAUCUCUACCUGAAUGAUCGUCUCACCAUCCACGGCGUGGACGGCGUACUGGACCCUAACUCUGUGUCCAAGUGCAUGUUUCCUGAUCAAACGCUUCUGAUCAAACCUGGAGGAGUCGAUCCAUCUCCAUCUCAAUCUCAAUCGCCUCUUGAUCAUGCGGUUAAGGCUUUGAGCAAGAGAGGAUUCAGUAUGGUCGCGACCGCAAUGGCCGUGAAACGGUCCGAGUUGAUCAAUCUGGACGCCAUAACCGUAUUCGCUCCAUCAGAUUCGAGUUUGCUCUCCGAAUCUAAUGGAUUCCGAUUCGAUUUCCUUCGCCACGUUGUGCCGGGACGAUUUCUAUUCAACGACAUUGCGAGACUCUUGGCAGGAACAACGAUGGAGACACUAUCUCCUCACAAGACGGUGGUUAUUGGAUCGGCGAACGGCGUCGUCACUGUCAACGGCGUUGCGAUUCACAGUUCGGAGCUUCCAUGGCGGAGGAGGGUUUGUAGCGAAAUGGCUCUUCCACGGUUGAUGAUCUCUCUGUUGUUGUUGUUGUUGUUGUUGUUAUUCAUACCUUGUUUUGUGUCCGAAUCGAUAGGGUACAAACCACAAGAAGAAGAAGGGGAAGAGUUCUCAGAGGAAUUAUUGUUGAAGCCAUUGCCGGAUCGCAAGGUUCUAGCCCAUUUUCACUUCUAA
Messenger RNA from Camellia sinensis, 1110 nucleotides. Lineage: Eukaryota; Viridiplantae; Streptophyta; Magnoliopsida; Ericales; Theaceae. The record is from RefSeq and is a predicted model, not a curated record.